AACCAUUCUGCACUAGCGAGAUUAACGUUUUGUGGUGUGAGGUUUUUGCGCUUUUACGAAUGUGAAAAUGAACAGUUCCAACCAUGAUUCGAUUAUUAUCCGAACGGUGACACAAAAGUUCCGUGAAGGCGAAUCCGUACUGGCCAUACUUGCAGCGUACCAAAUCGUCGGCAACAACUUCCAAAACCGGCUGCUCGUGACGGUCAGCUCUAGUGAAACGGCUGCCUUGUUUGCAUUUUCCGUUUCCCGCGAACCUCCAGAAAGCAUAUCCGACCUGACGAUUGUGGCCGUUUUCCCAAUAAAUGAAUCAUUUUUCGUCAACACAGAUUCCAGUUUUGGUGCCGUAUCCAGUCACCAGUUCACCGUGUAUUCGGAGAAUCAACAAACCACCUUCUACUACCACGCGUCCGAGGAAACCAACGUGGCAAAGGAACAUUUUUUGAUCAGCGUGAAAAAUCUUAAAGCUUCGUUCCGUGCCGUUCCGAUACAUUCGCCGGCCGCAUUCGACUGGCUGCAGUACUACAAACCGGCGGACGAACGGGCCGGUCUGUUGGCGAUCGAUCGCAGUGUAGCGGAUGGUAGCCAAGCGCCCAAAACGCGUGACGCAAAGUUCCGCGAAGAGCUCGAACGACGGCGGCAUGAGUACACGGUGUACGAACCUUACCACGUGUACACCGCGACCUGGAACGUGAACGGACAAACGUCCGAAGCAAUUGAACUACCGGAAUGGCUCGCCACCACGGACAGUCCGCCCGACAUCUAUGCGGUCGGGUUUCAGGAGAUCGAAUGGACACCGGAGAAGAUUCUGAUGAAUGAAACCAAAAUCGAUCGGACCUGGGUUGAUAAAGUUAUGAGCGGUCUUCACAAGGGAGCGAUCUAUACCGAGCUCGCCUCGGUACGGUUGGUGGGCAUGAUGCUAACCGUUGCUGUUAAAAGUACGAUCUAUCCGAAGAUAACCGAUUGUCUCACAUCUGCCGUCGGUACUGGGACGCUGAAAUGGGGCAAUAAAGGUGGCGUUGGGGUGAGCUUUAAGUUGAACGAAGCCCUGUUUUGCUUCGUUAACACUCACCUGGCCGCUCACACGCAAGAAGUGGAGCGAAGGAAUGACGAUCAUGACGAUAUUAUACGGCGUAUGUCAUUCGAAAAUGGGUUUCAAUUGCGUUCGAUCGACGAACAUCAUCACAUAUUUUGGAUCGGUGACUUAAACUACCGGCUCGACGGUCCGGAAGUGUCUCAGGAGUACGUAAACCGGAAGGAUCGCGACUACAAUCAGCUUUACCAGCACGAUCAACUGUACGUGGAGAAGCGCCGGAACCGCAUCUUUCGCGACUACAAGGAGGGCAAGAUACUAUUUCCACCCACCUACAAAUACAAUCCCGGCACGGACGAGUGGGACAGUAGUGAGAAAAGUCGCACACCCGCUUGGUGCGAUCGGAUUCUGUGGAAAGGUCAGCGGAUAGAGCUGCUGGGGUACCAAAGCGUGAUGCAGCUGCGAAAAAGCGACCACAAGCCGGUUUAUGCAGAUUUUAAGGUCGAUGCGCAAGCGAAGGAUCAAGCGAUGUUGAAAAAAAUAAGCGAAGAGGUACUGAAAACGGUCGACAAGUACGAAAACGACAAUCAACCACAGAUUACGGUGGAGCAGACCGAUCUCGACUUUGGUUUGAUACGCUUCAAUGAAAAGUACUCGCGCGAGCUGUUGGUAGCGAACAAUUGCCAUCUGCCGGUACGUUUCCGGUUUGCCUGCAAGGACGACCGGAACAGUCAGGUGUGCGAAGAGUUCAUUCGCAUCAGCCACAGCAAAGGGGAACUGCUGACCGGGAGCAGCUUAAGCAUACGCAUCGACAUACUGGUCGAUGGGCCGGCCGCUUCCCGGAUGCUGCGAAAGCUUAAGGACGCCCAGGCCGGCAUUAAAGUGCCGCUCGACAUUCUGGUGCUGCACGUGGAGAAUGGUCGGGACAUAUUUAUUACCAUUUUUGGCGAGUAUAGGCCGAGCUGUUUCGGAGUGUCGCUCGAUACGCUAAUGAAGCUGAACAAACCCGUCUCGAUGUACGCAAUCCACGAGCUGGUAUCGUUGGAUCACGAGGAGAAGCUGAUCGAUCUGGUCGGGGACGAUGUCGGUGGUAGCAAUCUUCGUUUUCCGCGCGAAAUCUGGCGCCUGGUGGACAAUCUGCGCAAGAUGGGCCUGCAGACGCCACAGUUGUUCACCCUAGACCGAAAGAUUGGACAGUCGGAUGCGGCUAAUCUGCUCGAAAUUCGCGACUGGCUGGACAGCUGGUCGACCGAUGAUUUUCCCGGUACACCACAUUCGACAGCAGAAGCACUUUUAAUGAUGCUGGAAGCCCUUCCAGAGCCGGUAGUGACCAUCAGCGAACGGGAGUGCAUUAUAGCGGCGGAUAAUUUCGAGCGGUGCAAGGAGCUACUGCGCGCGAAGCUUAAGUCCGUCAAUCGGCUUCUUUUUCUGUACAUUUGUCUCUUUUUGCAGGAUCUCUGGAACGCUAACAAAUCGAUCCGGAUCGAACCGAUCGCGGGCCUAUUUGGUCGAAUAAUGAUUCGCAGUCAGCUGCCGGCCAAGCCAGAGUUUAGCAACAGUAUUUAUGCGUAUUGCGAGGGUGAACGCGACCAGCGAAGACGGUUCAUGAUGACACUACUUAACAAUAACGUGCGAGAGUUUGCCCGUCAGGAGAUGAGCACCUACUGAU
Molecule: messenger RNA, 2699 nt
Organism: Anopheles maculipalpis
Lineage: Eukaryota; Metazoa; Arthropoda; Insecta; Diptera; Culicidae
Gene: Ocrl
Product: inositol polyphosphate 5-phosphatase OCRL
Exons: 9
Coding region: 68-2698 (876 amino acids)
Biological process (GO): signal transduction; phosphatidylinositol dephosphorylation
Cellular component (GO): membrane
Molecular function (GO): phosphatidylinositol-4,5-bisphosphate 5-phosphatase activity
Source: RefSeq, a predicted model, not a curated record